AUGACAAAACAUCACCUCGGCAAUGCCUUCAAGAAGGAAGCGACGCCCGAAGCCGUCGCCAUCCGGCCAGCUGCCGGCCGGCCAGCCACCGAGGACAAGGCAUUAGCCCGGAGCUUAUCACGCCAUCCUGCUUCAUGCUUCUGGCCAGACCACCUCCCUUUCCUCAACCACCAUCACCAUCACGGCCGCCACACCCGCUCCAGCCCGAGACCGCACCGCCGGCCGACCUCCGGGCGCCGGCAGAAGCACCACCGUGCCCCUCACGGCCACCCCAAACCUCCCGCAGCACCAGUCACCCACACCACUACCGAAACUGCAGCCAUGCCUCCGCGCCACUCCAACACGCCCCUGGGAGGGCCACCGCCCUGGCCCACGGACGCCGGCGAGCUCCAGCCGCUGCAGAUCUGGGCGGAAGCGCCCAGCACAGAAGCACUGCUCCACUGCAGCCUCCAAAGCACCCCCGGCACAUGGCCAGCCGCCGUGAGCACGACCUCCAUCACGCCGCAGCAGCCUGCAGCCCCGAGCUGCUCCAAGCCGCCGACGCUGCCGAAACAGCCCGCGCGCGCCGACGCCGCUCCAUGCCGAGCUCCCGCUGCAGACCAGGGAACUCGCGCUCCUCCGCUGCAGGCACCUCCACUCUACGCUCGCCCCUGCCUCCACGCCUUGACGCCGAGCCGCGAGCCGGCGUCGCCGCCGCCGCCGCUCGAGGCCAGCCUCAGCCCGCGCAUCCGCCGGAUCUCGACGAAGAGGCACGCCCGCGCCGCGCUCCACGGAUCAGACCCAGGAGCACCGCUGACAACCAACAGGGACGCCAGAGAUGCAGGUGUACACAGCCCGACCACGCCCAGAUGGGCUCAGACCUGGCCCGCCUACCCGCAGCCAUGCCCGUCCACCGCUGGAGUUCACCGAGGAGCCCUGGCCGCCACCGCCGCCUGCAGCAGUGCCGUAGAUGGCCGAAGCGGGCGCCGCUGCCACCACGCCAUGCCGGCGACCGAGGAGAUCCGCCGCCGCCACCACGCCAAACGGGCUUUGCCCGGCGGCGCCUCCGGCAGCGGCGGUGGGCGGGGAUGA
This is a messenger RNA of Lolium perenne, 1071 nucleotides long. NCBI's taxonomy places the organism in Eukaryota, Viridiplantae, Streptophyta, Magnoliopsida, Poales, Poaceae. The record is from RefSeq and is a predicted model, not a curated record.